Scylla paramamosain (green mud crab) is the source of this 3695-nucleotide messenger RNA. RefSeq lists its product as uncharacterized. The transcript is spliced from 4 exons. The record is from RefSeq and is a predicted model, not a curated record. The coding region runs from base 667 to 1971 and encodes 434 amino acids. NCBI's taxonomy places the organism in Eukaryota, Metazoa, Arthropoda, Malacostraca, Decapoda, Portunidae.
AUUCCCCUGGCUAUGCCGGGGGAGCACCCUCCCUGUCCCUCCUGAGGGGCUCCGCAGCACAGCAAGGUUCCCCAGGAUCGCCUGUCGGCCCGCCCAAUCAUGCCUUAAGUUGAAGUACAUAACCCUCGACGACGUUGCUCCUGCGGUGGCCGGGAUGUGAACGAGCCAUCCACUACCGUCAACUGCACUGCCUUCCCUGGGCAGAGACGCCGUCAGGGGCGUGCAGGAGGGGCGUUGUGGCUCCGAAUCACCGGCUAGGCUGGGGUACCUCUCCCUCGAUGAUGUUGCUCCCGCGGUGGCCGGGAAGGGAGAGAGCUGUCUGCCACCGUCAACUGCACAGCCUUCCCUGGGCAGAGGCGCCGGCAGGGGCGUGCAGGAGGGUCGUUGUGGCUCUGGGUCACCGGCUAGACUGGUUGGGAUGGUAACCGCUGGUUGCCGUCGAGGUUUGUUGAGAGAAUUAUGGUAUUCGAUAUCCGUAGAAUUUUCUGGGCCCCAGGCUCCCCUCGGGCCGGUGCACUGCUGUGCGCCAGGUCCGAUGCUGUGGCACUGGGGACGCUUCCACUUGCAGAUAUCAUACUAGUUCGCUGCACACUAUCUAGUCCUGUAAUACAUUCCAACUACCUCCCUGGAUGCCGGAGGGGUCGGUGACGGAGGGGCCGACAAGGAAUGUCCUCCGGCGCGCCGAGAGCACAAGCAUCCGCACUCCCUGAGUCUGAAGACGGAGCACUGCACGUUAAUCUUAGUCAGUCACGAGGUGCGGAGUCAAUCCUCCGUGAGGCACUGACGGAGACGCUGACAGGAGGCUUCCUGAAGGCGGAGAUCGCUGAGCAUCCGCUCACCGGAGAUACUUUGUUUCUGUCUUGGUCUGUCCUCGCUUCCCACGAGGGUUGUUGCUGUUAUCCCCAGCGCCAGGCCCACCGUGCUGAGUCAGCAGUAGUUUUUCAUGUAAACACAGGCCUCUCGCCUGCAUCUACUACCCUCUUACAGCUCAUGUGCGCGCCCACACGCGCGGGGGUACUUGUGUGUGGGUCCACGUGGGUAUAUUGUUCUUUAUCUCAAAACUGUUCAUCUGCAUCUUCACUCUCCUCUUCGUCUCCCUUGUGCCUUGUGUGCCAGUACAGCCCGGAGUGCUGCUCUUCGGCUUAUGAAGAGGAUUUUGUCAGGUUGAGACAUGGAAUGUGGAAACGAGCAGUUUGGUUGGAGGGUAAGAAAGAAGAAGAGGGUGUGGUGCCAUCCAGCUGGGUAUUAGAAGAGAACCAAACCUUGUUUUGGCCACAAGGAGUUAAUGCUGAGAAUGCCCUUCAUAAUCAGCAAGAACCAGACCCUGCAUCAUGGAGAAAGUUUAUGUUGAAAAAAGUGAAGAUCACUUCUGAUAGUUUUCAAGAAUGCGAUACCUACCAUCUGACAUCUACGGUGGAGAGUUCUGAGAGCAACAGUGAUCCUGAUGAAGGUCUACUCAUGAGAAAAAGGAGAAAACGUUGUAAGAAAAAUCUGCCUGAUGACUUUGUCAGCAGUGAAAACUUACAUGCUGUCCACAUGAAGCCAGCCUCACAGAAGCCACAGGUCACAACCUCUCAAGAUAAGGUAGCUUCUGCUCCUUCACAGGUUGUACUUCCAACACCUCCUCCUAAGGUGUCUUUGGAUAUGCGGUCCACCAGAACCCAUGGGAUGAUGGAGUGCAGUGCAACAAAAGAUUCGGUAUCCAGCAAGACAUCCAAGUCAUCUGACAACAGUGAUGGCAGUGGCCAGCAUGACAGGAGACAUCAUGACACGCCUUACCAAAAAAGAAACCAUGAUCGAGGUGACAAUCUUGACCACCAUGACAGGAGACACCAUGACACACCUCACCGAAGAAGAAGCCAUGACCAAGGUGACGUGCUUAAAAAGUUCUCAGAUUCAAAUGUGACAGAAAUACAAAUGAUAGUUGCAGCAAAAUUGCGUAAUGCUCCAAAAUUGAAAAAUGAAAAUUAGCUGAUGUAAAAUGGUACUUACAAUCAGUUAAGAUCUGCAAGAAUGUUAAAACAAACCAAUCUUUGUCUCAUGCAUGACCUUGGUGAAGUAAAGUAUUUUCAUACCAAGAUGAACUGCAAUAGCGCAGUGAAAAAUCUAGUCAUACCCACUGCCAACAGGAGUCUAACCCGGGUCUCUUGAGUGAGAGCCAGACAGCACGACCACUACACCACUGUGGUGUAGGGGUCUUGCUGCCUGGCUCUCACUCAAGAGACCCGGGUUCGACUUCUGGUGGCAGUGGGUAUGACUAGAUAAAGUAUUUUCAUUUUGUAUGUUACUAAAAAAAUGCUGGUAAAUUUAUCUCAUGACUGAUUGUACACAGAUGACCUUAUAUAUUGUAACUAUGUGUACAUUUCCCUUCCUCCCCCCUCUCUCUCUCUCUUAAAGAAGCUCUUUUUCUAUCAGAAUGACAAAAUUUAUUGAUGUGUAAACAGUAUAAGGGGGGAUGUUAGAGAAGCUUAAGAAUGAAAGAACCAGGACCGCCGAGAACCGAACCUCAGACAAGCUGUUCCCGCCACCACGCUAACCUGGUCCUGGUUCUUUCAACUUGUCGUUAUGGGAUUCAAGCUUAAGAAUGGUUUUAAGAUGUGGAGAGAGACUUACUGCUGUAAAAUUUGAACCGAUUGGGAUAUUACCUCAUGAUAUUUAUGUGAGAUGAUAUUAAUGAUCUCAGAUUAUAAAAGCAAACUAGUAUUAUUAACAGUUAUUUAUUUUGUAAUUUAGUAAUAGAUAUAACAUUUUAAUUUAUAAUUUUGCUUUUGCCUACCACUUAGGUUCCCAUGUAUUUUUACGUAAAUGAAAAAGUAUGGAGCUACACAAGUAUCAAUUCACAAAAUGCUUAAUUUCAUUGACAACUGUGGUCUGUAUUGUUUUAAGCAUAUUGUGUACUUGUGGCAGGCCUGGUAUUCUUUGCAUAUAUUCCCCCUGGGGCUACAUAGAUACUAGAAUGUAGCCCUCUCCAUGUCGGCUGUGUGCCGUAAGAGGCGACUGAUUCUGGCCCUGGGUGGGGAUCUCUUUUACUAGCCCAUAGCAGGUCUUUUUACCGCUUGACAUAUUUUCCCUUCUCAUUUCCCUUUGCUUUUUGUCCAUUUUCUUUUACGUUCUCUUACUUUUCCGAGUGGUGGGCUGACUCUUUGUCAGAGUGAGGGUUGGUGUCCUUUACUUCCCAUAGCCAUUUCUGUCUUUCUCUUGUUCUAUAUACCUCUACUGUUUAGGGUGACACUAGGCUGGGGAUCUGCCCAUUCUUCUCUACCUUUUAUAGUCCCACUUGUGGCACAUGCCCAGGGAUAAUGCUAGGCACAAGUGCCAUGGGAACCCAUUUAUUGAGUCGUGGCCCGGGAUGGCGGAUGGUCACCCUCACAGUUCAAGGGUGGUUUCUGCUGUUCUGGACCAUGGCAUGGGGAGGUAAUGCAUAGGAGCAGGUGUCAGGCUAUGGAUGGAUUGUGGCUAAACAAAGUUUUAAUUUUUUGUAUUACUGGGAUCAUCCAUUUAUAUAUUGCAGUUAUUCUUCAUUCAAGUCAGAUAUCUUGAAAGCCUUUAUAUAUAAAAAUGCAAGCACUAACUUUUUUUUUUUUUCAUAAAAUAUGGAAAUUAUUUUGGUUUUGAUAUUUUUACAAGGAUGAAGAUUAUUAAAUUUAUGAAAAAGUGUAAGACUGAAGAAUAUAUAUAUAUACACACUUUCUGUA